UGCUAGACUGUAUCGAUACUCAUGAAAACUCUCUCAAACUAAUCAUACCUCUUUUAUCAAUAAAAUAUGCAAAUAUAGUUUAUCAAGUAUUAAAGGUAGAUAAAGAACACAGACAUGAUAUUAGAAAAGAAAUUAUGAUCAAUGAGGAUAAAUUAAUUGUUGAAUACCACUCUAGAAAUUUAAAAACAUUGCGUGUAGCAUCAAAUAGUAUUUUUGAUCAGAUAAGAAUAAUUCUUCAAACUAUUCAAGAAUUUGAAAUAUAAUGCACAAAAUAAAUUAUUCACUCUUUGUUGGUAAUAUACCAUUAGAAAUAACACAAGAGAGAUUAACACUACUCUUUAAUCAAACUGGAAAUGUCAAAUAUUGUUCAAUGUUUAACAGAAAAUGUUUUAUCGACUAUCAAACAGUGCUAGAAUGUGAAAAUGCGAUUAAAAAAUUUAACGGGCACGAAGUGGUACCUACCAAGAAACUUCUCGUUAAAUUUUCCGACAAUACGAAGAAGAGAUUGCUGCAGGAAAAGUACCCUGGUAUGCUUGAAUCGGCUGAAAAUUCGUCUUCCAAAGCUGCAAUAACUAAGACAAACGCGGUGCCGCCAAAAGUUAACGGACCGGGAAAGGCUCUACAAAAUAAGACGACGCUGCCUCCUAAAAAAAGCGAUCAGAUUGAAAUGGGUAAUAAUAAAAACGACAGUGAGGUAGUGAUUGGUAAUGAUGAUGCCUCUUCAGCACCCAAGCCCUGUUUUAGUAACUUGAAUUGUUUUUACGACAAAAAGGCGAAAGAAGCCCUCCCUCUAGAACUCAAUGCCAAUAAGGUAAAUUCGCUCGCGCCAAAGAAUGGCGUAAGCGACAUUAAAGGCGAUACUAAAAAUAAUUUAAACGGUACAGUAAGAGUCACUCCGAUUCCAAACAGCGAUACCAAUAUAAUUCCUCCCUACCUGAACACCAAAAGUGUUUACAAAGUCACUAACAAUGGCAUUGUAAAGGUAAAAGUGGACGAUAAUUUGGUUAGUGACGAAGAUGCUGCUUCAAACAUUUUUCCCAAAUACGUGAAAGUUGUUAAACCCCCAAACGCGGUUGAACAUGCUAAAGCUUACAACGAGACUAAAAAUAGUGAUGUCAGCGAUUGGCCAUAUAUUAAAAGUGACGAUGUUGGUAUUAACAAGGAGUUACAAGUUCUUAAAACUAAUAUUAAUGAUGAGUUGCUAACUGACAUUGAAAAUAAAAGAAUUUCCGACGACAAUAUUAGUUCGCCCAUCGUUAAAGUUUCGAAAAAUGACGAACGGCCAAUUAAUAUCGAAAAAUCGAAGAAAAACGGUUUUAAAAAUGAAGCAGACGAUUUUGUUCUUAAUGUAACAGGGGAUAGCUUCUAUAAUAUGAAGUAA
Gordionus sp. m RMFG-2023 is the source of this 1381-nucleotide messenger RNA. RefSeq lists its product as uncharacterized. The record is from RefSeq and is a predicted model, not a curated record. The transcript has 5 exons. Gene Ontology annotation, molecular function: mRNA binding. Gene Ontology annotation, cellular component: nucleus. Bases 263 to 1381 code for a protein of 372 amino acids. Lineage: Eukaryota; Metazoa; Nematomorpha; Gordioida; Chordodea; Parachordodidae.